Molecule: messenger RNA, 2398 nt
Organism: Etheostoma spectabile (orangethroat darter)
Lineage: Eukaryota; Metazoa; Chordata; Actinopteri; Perciformes; Percidae
Gene: tatdn3
Product: TatD DNase domain containing 3
Exons: 10
Coding region: 133-957 (274 amino acids)
Molecular function (GO): hydrolase activity, acting on ester bonds
Source: RefSeq, a predicted model, not a curated record
GGAACAACAAUGCAAACGUCGCAGAAGAGUUCCGCCCUGCUAUAAGAUAUGGUUUUCAAAGACAAAAUGGGCAAAUGUCGCAGUUUUCAAGUAUAGUUUGCGCUCUUAGCGCUCAUUAUUUUUACGUUUACAAUGGAGAAUGGCUUCGUUGACUGUCACUGUCAUAUAUCAGCCCGGGAGUUUGCAGAAGAUCUAGAGGAUGUGAUCCAAAGGACCAGGGAGGCUGGGGUAAAGACUUUGGUUGCAGUUACAGAAGAAGUCAGCGAGUUUGACAGAGUUCUCCAGCUGCAGGAACGUUAUCCAGAUCUGGUGGCCCCAUGUUUUGGCAUCCAUCCGCUGCAGGGUGACGAGGGCCCCGCGCAGCGCAGCGUGAAGCCUCAGGAGCUGGAUGCUGCCCUCCCACAAUUCUUCAAACACAGGGAACGCCUCGUCGCUAUCGGAGAGAUUGGUUUGGACUUCACGCCGUGGUGUGCUGCCACGCAGCAGGACCGAGACGGCCAGAUGGAUGUCUUCAUUAAGCAGCUAAACAUCGCCAAGGAGCUCGACCUGCCUGUGAACGUCCACUCACGAUCAGCUGCUAAAGUCGUCAUAGCGACCAUGAGAGAACAAGGCGUCACUCGGGCUCUGCUUCAUAACUUUGCGGGGAAGCCGUCGGUAGCUCUGGCGGGCGUGAAGGCUGGAUUCCUCUUCUCCUUCCCCCCCGCUGUCUGCAGGAACCACCAGAGAGACAAACUGAUCAAGCAGAUCCCGCUGGAACACAUCUGUCUCGAAACGGACUCUCCUGCACUGGGGCUCGACAAGCACGUGAGGAACGAGCCGUGUAACAUCGUUCUGUCCUGCCGGUACAUCGCUGACGUCAAAGGUCUGUCGUCUGAAACGGUUCGGCUCGUCACCGGGCAAAAUGCACACAGACUGUUCCCCAAAGUUGACGCUCACGUGCAGUACACAUGUUUCUGAAAUGCAAUGUUUGGCCUGAGGGUGGCGCCAGAGGCAACUUAAAAAAAUUAACUUAACCUUGUGUUGUCCUUCGGGUCCCAGAGACCGUCCUGCAUUCAGUUGUAUUUUUCUGCUACCUUGGCCUCGGCCUCUGGGGUCCCGAGACCCGUCCUGCACUCGAACACAUAUCCCACUAGCCUCAGCUCGUCUUCCGGGGUCCCGAGACCCGUCCUGCACUCGAACGCGUAUCCCACUAGCCUCAGCUCGUCUUCCGGGGUCCCGAGACCCGUCCUGCACUCAAAGAUGCAUGUGGAACAUGUGUACUGUAUAAUCGCAUAAAAAUAAACAAGGGUCUCGGAGACCCGAAGGGCGAGGCCACGCCGGCAGUUGACAUGAAGUGAAAAAGGCCCCGGGGACCCAGAAGCACAACGCCAGGCUAAUACAAAGUGUAAAUAAAAUAAACAAGUCCCCGUGUCAAUAAAAUAAACAAGUCCCCGUGUCAAUAAAAUAAACAAGUCCCCGUGACACAGAGGACAACACGAGGGUUAAAGGCGCUCUAAGCCAUGUCAGGGGAUGUCACUUCUUGUUUUUUUUUAUUUUGAAAACGAUUUACAUCGAUUUACAACAUUCAGUCAUCACAGCUCAUAACAUAAGAUUAUAGAGAAAUAAUUGCAACUGAUAUAAUAUGAGAACAAGUAAAAAAGUGAUAGUUAUAGUAUAAACUAACACAUGAAGAGAGAAAACACAUUUUAAAAAAUUAAAUAAAAAUGUUUGGAUAGUUUGGAGUACAUAUUAGAUAUAACUGUACUUUCUUAUUUGUUACUAAGUUGAGACUCAAAAUAUAUGUCAAUUUCCAUUCUGAAUAGUUUAAAACAUGGUCUUGAUAUGGAAAAGUUUGAUUUAUGAAUGUCAAACUUACCCAAUAAAAUUUAAAAAAUAUAACAAUAUUACAUACAUUUCUAUCCUUACAUUCAAAAUAUGUAAUAAUAUGUUUCCCUUCAAGUGUGAUUGUACGUGUUUUAUAUACCAUAUCAAUUUCAAAACUUUUCCAAAGUGUAAAACAAAAUGAAACACCAUAGAAGAGAUGACUUAUGAGUUAUGUAUGAGUUAUAUUUCUUAUUGACGUAAAGAGUAUUGUCUAAAAACACAAAGGCUAGCUUGCUCCUCCCCUCCUACUCCUACUGUCCCGUCCCCCUCCCUUCUGCUCACUAACCCCCCCCAACCCAUUAGUCUCAGCUGGAGAGAGAAUUGAUAGCAUGUUAGCAUUUAGCUCAAUGCACAGCUAGGGCUGAAAAGAUUUAGUCGUUUGUUAUUAUACUGGUUAAGAUACUUUACUCAGGACCAAAGCUUUGGACAAAUAGGCCAACAGGAACUCAAGUUACACAGAAAUACACCUAUACAGAAAUAUUUUAUAAAGAUGUAUUAUGUUCUCUGUUUAUGGAAAUAAAACCCUGAAAGUUGA